UACGGUAUCUAAAGGCAUUUGUGCCUGAAGCCACGGAAGAUAGAUGGACAAGCCAAGCAACUUCUGACUCUGCAUCAUUUUCUGGGGCAAAAUUAUAUGGCAAUGUAUCCUACAAGGGUGUCCGGUGAGGAAUGCAAUGGGAUCAAUAGCAUGUCGGCGGAGAGCGGCCCUGGAACGAGACUGAGAAAUUUGCCGGUAAUGGGGGACGGACUAGAAACCACCCAAAUGUCUACGACGCAGUCGCAGGCUCAACCCCAACAAGGCAGCGCCGUAGGCGUUAAUCCCCCUCCGCCGGAGACCUCCAACCCCAACAAACCCAAGCGACAGACCAACCAGCUGCAGUAUCUGCUCAAGGUGGUGCUGAAGACGCUGUGGAAGCACCAGUUUGCGUGGCCUUUCCAGCAGCCCGUGGACGCCGUCAAGCUGAACCUCCCCGAUUAUUAUAAGAUAAUUAAAACUCCGAUGGAUAUGGGAACAAUAAAGAAACGCUUGGAGAAUAACUACUACUGGAACGCUCAAGAAUGUAUCCAGGAUUUUAACACGAUGUUUACAAACUGCUACAUCUACAAUAAGCCAGGGGAUGACAUAGUCUUAAUGGCAGAAGCUCUAGAAAAGCUUUUCCUGCAGAAAAUCUCCGAAAUGACCCAGGAGGAAACGGAAAUCGUCAUAGCCCAGACGAAAGGAAGAGGACGCGCGAGGAAGGAAGCAGUGACAUCCAAACCAGGAUCAUCCACGGUACCGAACGCAACCCAAGCAUCGUCCCCGGCGCAGACGCAGGCGCCGCAGCAAAACCUCCAAUCCGCGCAGACGACUCAUUCCUUUCCUUCCGUCACCCCCGACCUCAUCGUCCAGACCCCGGUAAUGACGAUGGUGCCUCCUCAACCUCCUGCGCCGCCUCCGCCUGCUCCCCAGGCCCCCGUGCCGCCGGCCCCGGCUCCCCAGCCCAUCCAGCCUCACCCUCCCGUUAUCCCAACACCCGCCCAGCCCGUGAAGACAAAAAAAGGGGUGAAGAGGAAAGCAGACACCACGACGCCAACGACCAUCGACCCAAUUCAUGAAUCGUCAUCGCUGCCCGCCGAACCCAAGUCCACCAAACUGGGUCCGCGCCGGGAAAGCAGCCGCCCGGUGAAACCUCCAAAGAAGGACGUUCCAGACUCUCAACAACACGUAGAAAAGAGUAGUAAAAUAUCCGAGCAGUUAAAAUACUGCAGCGGGAUCAUCAAAGAGAUGUUCGCCAAGAAACACGCUGCCUACGCCUGGCCCUUCUACAAACCCGUGGACGUGGAGGCGCUGGGACUGCACGAUUAUUGCGAUAUCAUUAAACAUCCCAUGGAUCUGAGCACAAUCAAAUCUAAACUGGAGAACCGGGAAUACCGAGAUGCUCAGGAAUUCGCGGCGGACGUACGAUUGAUGUUCUCCAACUGCUAUAAGUACAACCCCGCCGAUCACGAGGUGGUGGCAAUGGCACGGAAGCUGCAGGACGUGUUCGAGAUGCGCUUCGCCAAAAUGCCGGAUGAACCGGAAGAGCCUGUGAUUCCAGCUUCUUCUCCUGUGGUGGUGCCACCUCCCACCAAGGUGGUUCCCCCUUCGUCCAGCGACAGCAGCAGCGACAGCUCCUCCGACAGCGACAGUUCCUCGGAUGACUCCGAGGAGGAGCGAGCUCAGCGGUUAGCGGAGCUCCAGGAACAGCUUAAAGCAGUGCAUGAACAGCUUGCAGCCCUGUCCCAGCCGCAGCAGAACAAACCAAAGAAAAAAGAGAAAGACAAGAAGGAGAAGAAGAAAGAGAAGCACAAAAAGAAGGAAGAGCUGGAAGACGCCAAGAAAAGCAAAGCCAAGGAACCGCCACCCAAGAAGGCCAAGAAGAGCAACAGCAACAGCAGUACCUCCAGUAGUAAGAAGGAGCCUGUGACGGUGAAGAACAGCAAGCCCCCUCCAGCCUACGAGUCUGAGGAGGAGGAGAAGUGUAAACCCAUGUCCUAUGAGGAGAAGAGGCAGCUGAGCCUGGACAUUAAUAAACUCCCCGGUGAGAAACUGGGCCGAGUUGUCCAUAUCAUCCAGUCGAGAGAACCCUCGCUCAAAAACUCCAAUCCCGAUGAGAUCGAGAUUGACUUUGAGACGUUAAAACCAUCCACCUUACGGGAGCUGGAGAGAUACGUAACGUCGUGUUUGCGGAAGAAGAGGAAACCUCAAG
Messenger RNA from Balearica regulorum gibbericeps (East African grey crowned-crane), 2191 nucleotides. NCBI's taxonomy places the organism in Eukaryota, Metazoa, Chordata, Aves, Gruiformes, Gruidae. The record is from RefSeq and is a predicted model, not a curated record.